GCAUCACUCGCGCGCACGGUAUCUUACCCGACAGCCACACGACUCUUGCAGCUAACGCGACAACGGCCACCUUGCCAAACAUUAAUCACCAAAUAAAAUGGUGCAACCUUUCCAAUACCCAACCGCACGACGACAUCCCGCCUACCACAAUCCCUGACUGCCCCGCACCCUUCCAUCCAAUUGCCCAUCGACCUGCAGACAUGGACAAUGUCGCCCUCAACACCGAGGUCAACGACACGCACCGCAGCCUCAUUCCUGCUCUCCUCAACUUCCACCUCCAGAUCAAGGACCUGUCAGCAGCGCAGAAGGCGGCCAUCACGGCCAUGGGAGAGGACCCCACCGACGUGUACGCCAUCAGCUACGAGUCCGUCCACGAGAAGCGACUGCUGCACGCGGGCGAGUACUGGGAGCUGGAGGCGACGAGCCCUGUGCCGUUCCGCGUCACCAUGACGGCACUGCCGCGACAGCUGCCGCCGGGCCUGCUAACGCAGCUCGAACGGACGCCAUUCUGGCGCCAAAACAAGGUCAACGGCAAGUUCAACGCGACUACCGAGCAGCUGACAGAAAUGGCGCUUGUUACCAUCCAGAGCCGGUAUCAGAAGGCCCACAAGCUAAUGUGCGACAAGGCGGAGGAGUACUGCACGCUCCACAACGUCAAAUUCGACGCCUCGACUGUCGGCCGCUUCCUGCUGGCUGACGCCGACGGCAACGCGGACGACGUGUGCAAGAUCGCGGCCGGGCAGCUGAAGUACUUCUUCUUCGUGAGGCGUGACCCCACACUGCAGUACUGCCCGCUGGCAUCGCUUAUGCCCAGCAGCAAUGGCAGCAGCAGCAGCAGCAGCAUCGGCUCCAACUCUGCCGCUUUCAUCAUCGGAGGCCUGGCGGUGGCCCCGGUGGACGACAUCACCCGGAUUGCGACGACCGUGGUGAUGCGGCCGAACAUCUUUGUGGCCAAGUACACCAACAAGCCCAAGGCCCUCACGCUCGGCACCGACACCAUGGACGCCUACAUGCCGCCUGCAAGCGGCCUCUGCCGGCAGCUGGAGCUCCUCUCCGGCGACUGCAUUGUCAACACCAGCGGACCCAACUAUGCGCACCCCGAGGCGCCCAUCUACAUACUCGUGUCGGCCGCCACCACGCCGCCCAACGGUGACUCGAUCACGCGCGUCGAGCAGCAGCUCAGCGCGGCGUCCAUGCCCGACACACCGGGCAAACAGCACCCGCAGCGCAUCACCUUUGAUGUGCUGCAGCUGGAGGCCUGGUACCGCAUUGCCUUCUCGCAAGUCAACUGCGUCAUUCAGAAGGCUGGCCCCGCCGCCGUGGCCAUGGACAUCGACGAGGAGGAGGAGGGCGACGCCUAACCGCCCAACACGGGCCGAGGAGCUCUACAACCCACACGGCUGCCAGCAACAAGGACAAUGCGGAGCAAACCCGCUGCCGGAAAGAGAGAGAGCAGAGGAUGUGGUGUGAGACUGCCGAUAGAACUGAGCGGUGCACGCACAGUGCGGCUGCAAUUUUCAGCAACAUGGGCGUAGACGCCGAUGGGUAUCGCUUGCCUGAGAGCCUCGAACUGCAGAGAGACAGCUUUUCUAAAUGUAUCGGAUUUAAUGUCUGCUGGCGCCAACUGCAGGACAAGAUGGAGGAUGCUAUGGGCCCUAGGAUAGCAGCGAGCAAUAUAGGUGAGGACAUAAGUAGUGGGAGCUAUGCGCACGCGGAGAGUAGCAAGACCGCCGACGCAGCGGUCACCUAUGGUAAAGUGGCAAGAGACGAAGAACUCAGCG
Molecule: messenger RNA, 1781 nt
Organism: Chlamydomonas reinhardtii
Lineage: Eukaryota; Viridiplantae; Chlorophyta; Chlorophyceae; Chlamydomonadales; Chlamydomonadaceae
Exons: 2
Coding region: 201-1361 (386 amino acids)
Source: RefSeq, a predicted model, not a curated record